CGGCUCGUCCGCAACACCAAUGUAUUGAUCGGAAGACUUCCCGAAAACUUCUUGAGAUUCUCGAGCGAUGAGACGAAUGGCGAGUCGGAUGGCGGACAGACUGAGAGGCAGAUCCAGUGCGAUGAAGAGGUGGCGAUGGCUCUGCAACAGCAACAGUACCACCGAUGGGGUGCGAGUCCGCAGAACAUCAGAGGCAGACUCGAUGUGACCAUCGCUGAGGCCCGACUCGUCAAGAACUAUGGCGUCACUCGAAUGGAUCCAUACGUGAGACUCCGCAUCGGACACCACGUCUAUGAGACCCGCACCUGCUAUAACGGCGCGAAGAAUCCGAAGUGGAAUAAAGUGUUUCAUUGUUAUUUACCGCAAGGCGUGGACUCCUUCCACAUCGAGAUCUACGACGAGUGCUCCUUCACUAUCGAUGAGAUGAUUGCAUGGGUUUUGUAUAAAAUUCCCGAAUCGACGAUCACUUCCGGACAGACGGUCGAGGAAUGGGUGGAUCUGAACGGCAAACAGGGAGACGGCAAAGAGGGACAGAUAUGUAUUGUCACCUCAUUUACGCCUCUAAACAAGACUGCAUUGCAAAACACUGGAUACCCAGUGGCGGCCGCCCCUAUGGUGCCCGUCAUAAUGCCCAACCAGUACGGCGUGGUUUACGGCACUAAUCCCGCUUUACCUCAAGUCUAUGUACAACCGGGUCCUCCACCCACGGGAGCACAGCCUCAGACGCAACCCAUUGUGAUCAGCGAAGAGGAUGUGAAACAAGUAUCAGAAAUGUUUCCCAACGUUGAGAUCGAUGUCAUCAAAGCUAUUAUGGAAACCCAGAGAGGAAACAAAGACCGAACCAUCAAUUCNCCCACGGGAGCACAGCCUCAGACGCAACCCAUUGUGAUCAGCGAAGAGGAUGUGAAACAAGUAUCAGAAAUGUUUCCCAACGUUGAGAUCGAUGUCAUCAAAGCUAUUAUGGAAACCCAGAGAGGAAACAAAGACCGAACCAUCAAUUCCUUGCUUCAGAUGACGAGUGAAAACAAUUGA
This is a messenger RNA of Oppiella nova, 1032 nucleotides long. The record is from the annotation of a GenBank genome assembly. NCBI's taxonomy places the organism in Eukaryota, Metazoa, Arthropoda, Arachnida, Sarcoptiformes, Oppiidae.